Messenger RNA from Staurois parvus, 303 nucleotides. NCBI's taxonomy places the organism in Eukaryota, Metazoa, Chordata, Amphibia, Anura, Ranidae. The record is from the annotation of a GenBank genome assembly.
ACAUCGCGGGAGCGCAGGACAAGGACCUUAACAUCCUUAGCGGUAUUCCCGAGUGUAGCUCGGGGUAAAAAUUUCUAUACCAAGAGCGGUAACCCCGAGCUACACUCGGGCUUACCCUGUGGCGUUGCUCUGGGGGUCCCUGCAGCACUUACCUUGUCCUUCGCUCCCACGAUGUGUCCCCUGCAGCGUCCCCGGCCAUCUCCUCCGGCCGAUGCCGGCAUCCGGCUUCUGUGUUCCGGCCCCUGUGACGUCGGGACGUACGGGUGCCAGAAUCGGCGGGAAAUUUGAAAUUUUUAAAAAAUG